Molecule: messenger RNA, 1169 nt
Organism: Megalops cyprinoides (Indo-Pacific tarpon)
Lineage: Eukaryota; Metazoa; Chordata; Actinopteri; Elopiformes; Megalopidae
Gene: prr13
Product: proline rich 13
Exons: 4
Coding region: 142-669 (175 amino acids)
Cellular component (GO): nucleoplasm
Source: RefSeq, a predicted model, not a curated record
UUGACACGCCUACUGGCUGUUCACUAAACAACAGAAAACGAGAGGAAGACUGUAACUACCCCUUUUGAGUAAGACCUUCGGGAGUGGCAGCUGCACCAUUGCUCCGCACUGUCCGUUUUCAUCGUGGUGAAGGGAUCAGUAAUGUGGCCUAACCAAGGUCCUCCGACGGGCUAUCCCACAGCUCCACCAGCACCCAACCCUGCCUUUCCUCCAGGCCCAAACCCUGCUUUCCCCCCAGGCCCAAAUCCCGCCUUUCCACCUGGCCCAAACCCUGCUUUCCCCCCAGGCCCAAGCCCGGCCUUUCCCCCUGCCCAUAAUCCUGUUUAUCCCCCUGGUAUGACCCCUCCCAUCCCCCCUGGUGGAAUGGCCUACCCAGGUCCUGGGCAACACCCCUAUCCGGCUGGCCCCGGUUACCCUGGAGGCAACAUUGCUUUUAUCCCACCUAAGGGUGGUCAUCCAGGCCCAUAUCCUAUGCCAGGGGGCUGUCACCCUGUCGCAGGUGGCCUUGCUGGUGGGAUGGCUGGUGCAGGGAUGGCUCUUGCAGGACACAAAAUGAACAAGAAGAUGAAGAAGAAGAUGAAGAAGGCGCACAAACACCACAAGCAUGGGAAACACGGCAAGCAUUCCUCCAGCAGCAGCAGCAGCAGUAGCAGCAGUGACUCUGACUAAUGCUGACAUCACGGCAGGCGCCGGCCAGCUGACCUUAUCAGUGAUUGGUUGUGAAGAGCCUAUGCAUUGUAUUAAAACAAGAUAAGAUGACUUUGAAGUGAUUGGCAGAUGUUGAGUAACCCUUUCAGAAAAGGAGGCUAAGGAAAAGACAUAAUAUUGACAAUUUUGUCACGUGAACUGGCAUGAUCACAUUAUAUGCUGCUUUCUUAUUCGUGGACCUCUUGUUUCCAAUUGACUGUAAAAAGGGCAUCAUUUAGUGUAGAAAUAGCAACAUUUGCUAUACAUAUACAUAAAUAUGCAUAUACAAUAUAUACAGUUUUGCUGUAAUGGGAAUUGCAGGUGGUAUUGUCUAAGACAAGUGACAAUUAUGAAAGUGCACUGUGUUGUCCUUAGUGUCAACAAGAGCAUGUAUUGCAGUAUACAUUUUUAGCUGGGAAAUAACAUUAAAUUUGGUAUGCCACCCUGGUCAAAUUGUAAAAUUCUGCUCACAUUUUUUUUUU